Molecule: messenger RNA, 3657 nt
Organism: Pleurotus ostreatus (oyster mushroom)
Lineage: Eukaryota; Fungi; Basidiomycota; Agaricomycetes; Agaricales; Pleurotaceae
Exons: 21
Coding region: 1-3657 (1218 amino acids)
Biological process (GO): nuclear-transcribed mRNA catabolic process, 3'-5' exonucleolytic nonsense-mediated decay
Cellular component (GO): Ski complex
Molecular function (GO): RNA helicase activity; RNA binding; ATP binding
Source: RefSeq, a predicted model, not a curated record
AUGGAUCGUGAACGGCACCAACAGGUCGUUGAAAGGAUCGCAGAUCCUGAUCCCAAUGAAACCGAACAAUUCCUAGAAGAACUUGGUCUUGCUGGCCUCCCGUCGCGAGAGCAAAUACACCGCCAGCUUGAAGAACGCUUUCUGGAGCCCAAGGACAGAUUUCCUGACGACCUACUCCCGCUGUUUCAAACAACUUGGGAUUACAAGCUUGAGAUCCCAUCUUUGCUGCAAUUUGAACCUUCGCCACCUCCAACGUCCGUAUCUUUGGUGCGGAAAGGGCUCGACGGCGAAUUCUCUGGAUGGGUCGAAACCCCAAAUCCCCGCGUGCAGACGGGUCUUACAUCUACUUCUUUCGACCGUGCACCUGCACCGGUGGGCACGUUUGUUCGAGGAAAAUCUGGUUAUGUGCCGUUUUGGCCUGGUGGCAUGGACGAUGUUAUAUUGAAUCCCGACUUAGUCUCCUCCGAUAAAGAGCGGGAUAAUGCCUUGAAAACUAUUCCUCCUGGUUUCACGCGUGGUUUAAGGCUUCCUGGCGAUCCCGCCGUCGAAGACGAGCUAAUGGCCUCAUUGAAUCCUGUUGAUAAGCAUACAUCUAGCCAUCCAGACGAGGACCAGUCCGAUGAUGAGGACGAAACCGAUCCAUCGGCGAUAGGUCCCGCGUCAGAAGUGGAUGAUUUCUUACCAGUGUCGCGUACAACGCUUCAACCAGUAAGGUCCUCCCGAGCACCCCGGAAACCCAAACAGCAAAAGCGGGAAUGGGCACACGUCGUUGACGUUAACAAGCCCAUGAAGAACUUCCAUCAACUAGUUCCUGACAUGGCUCACAAGUACCCAUUCGAGUUGGAUACAUUCCAAAAGGAAGCUGUAUAUCAUCUCGAGCAAGGAGACUCGGUCUUCGUAGCGGCGCACACGUCCGCUGGAAAAACCGUUGUCGCUGAGUACGCCAUCGCUUUAGCGGAGAAGCAUAUGACAAAGGCAAUAUACACCUCACCAAUCAAAGCGCUUUCAAAUCAGAAAUUUCGCGACUUCAAGCAAACCUUCUCGUCCUCAUCCGUAGGGAUAUUGACGGGAGACGUACAAAUCAAUCCCGACGCAAGUUGCCUAAUCAUGACGACUGAAAUUCUCCGAAGCAUGCUCUAUAAGGGGGCUGAUCUUAUUCGCGAUGUUGAAUUUGUAAUUUUCGACGAGGUCCAUUAUGUCAAUGACGCAGAGCGAGGAGUCGUGUGGGAGGAGGUAAUCAUCAUGCUCCCGGAUCAUGUGAACAUCAUUCUUCUAUCAGCAACCGUUGGAAAUACAAAGGAGUUCGCCGGCUGGGUUGGCCGCACGAAAAAGAAAGAUAUUUAUGUGAUAUCUACUCCCAAACGUCCAGUGCCUUUGGAACAUUUUCUGUAUGCAGGGAGGGAAGUCUACAAAAUUGUCGACUCCAAAGGGGAUUUCUUGUCGCUAGGGUAUAAAGACGCCGGGGAGGCCCUACGACGCAAACAAGACAAGGAAAGGGAGGCUGCUGGUUUGCCGCCAGUCCAAAGAGUCGGGGCGCGGGGCGGGGCUGCGGCACAGCGAGGACAACAACGCGGAGGGCAGCGGGGUGGACGUGGGACGGUUACGCCCGCUCGUGGCGUUGCCCGCGGUGGCGGUCCCCCGAGAACAAUUCAUUCCGCCACCGACAAAAAUCUCUACGUUCAUUUGCUGGCGAACCUUCGGAAGAAGGGUUUACUGCCCGUUGUAAUAUUCACGUUCUCUAAGAAACGAUGUGAAGAAAACGCGGGGACCUUGAUCAAUUCCGACUUGUGUACAUCGGUCGAAAAAAGCGAAGUUCACGUUGCAAUAGAGAAGGCCCUCUCAAGACUCAAAGGUUCUGAUAGAAAACUACCUCAGAUCGGUCGAAUGCGAGAUUUGCUCUCUCGCGGAAUAGGCGUACACCACGGCGGUCUCCUACCCAUCGUUAAAGAGGGCGUAAAUAUGCCAGCCAAGUGUGUGGUUUUUUCCACGACUCGCAAACAUGAUGGUCGCAGCUUCAGAGACCUUCUACCGGCGGAAUACACCCAGAUGGCCGGCCGAGCCGGUCGCCGUGGCUUGGACCCUACCGGUACUGUGAUCAUAGUAGCGAGUGACAAUUUACCAGAGCUCACUGCUAUCCGAAAUAUGAUACUCGGACCUCCGGGGAAACUAUCGUCGCAGUUUCGUUUGACGUACAAUAUGAUUCUGAACCUGCUCCGAGUCGAGGCAUUGCGAGUUGAGGAGAUGAUCAAGCGCAGUUUCUCAGAGAAUGCAUCCCAGUCCCUCCUACCGGAUCAGCAAAAGAAAGUCAUUGAGGGUGAAAGAACACUAGCAACUCUCCCGAAGUUGAACUGUGAGAUAUGCCAAGAAGACAUCGACAUGUACUACGAUAUGUCACUGGACGUCAUAGAGUGCAAUCAACGGCUGUUAGAAAUGGCGUCCAAUCAUCCACAGGCGUCGAAAUCACUAGUAUCGGGGCGGAUAGUCAUCCUGCGAGAUACCCAUUUCAACCGCAAUAAUGUUGCAGUCAUCCUCAAGCAAGCGCCAAUAGUUGCUUCCGCCGAUACUGGUGCCAAGUUGAAGGCUUUUUACGUCCUCGCGCUUGUGGAUGCUGAGACGAAAAGCAGGAAGCUUGAUGUCGACGCCCAAUCUCUUGCUCCCCGCUGGCCUCUAAUACCCGAAAUGAUAAACGAGGAUGAUGCAGUAUACGAAGUUGCAGCAGUACCAUUGACCAGUAUUGUACUUGUUACCGAGCGCGUUAUAAAGGUCGAUGUAGAACUCAUCGUUGAUCGGCACCGUAUCACGCCCAUGCGGGAAGCGUUGAAGCAGUUGCAAACUGUUGCAUGCGAGUGGAUCAGUACGCGUGAUGUCCCAGAGAUCGAAUGGGCGAAGAUGAGGUCUCUCGAAUUCCAAGAAACAUUGCAAUUUAAGAACACUCAAGUCAAGGCGUUGGCUAACAAGUCCUGCGUGCUUUGCAAAGAUUUCGACGCCCAUUACGUAGUGAAGCACGCUGAAAAGGUUCUCCGCGCAAAUCUCGCGUAUCUCAAGAUGGCGAUCUCGGAACAGAACCUUGAAUUGAUUCCUGAUUACGAGCAGCGGAUUUCGGUGCUCAAAGAACUCAAAUUCAUUGACGAAAAUUCCACCGUGCUCCUGAAGGGCAGGGUCGCAUGUGAAAUCAAUUCGACGAGUGAGCUAGUCUUGACCGAGCUAAUCCUAGAAAACACCCUAGCUGCGUAUGACCCGGAGGAAGUCGUGGCCCUCUUAUCAUGCUUCGUAUUCCAGGAGAAGACAGACGUAGAACCAGCAAUACCGACGAAGCUCCAACAAGGCCGUGAUGCUAUCAUCGCUAUUAGAGAACGUGUCGCCAGGGUCAACGACUUGCACAAAGUGGCCACCGAAGAAUUUCAGAAUGAAUUGAAGUUUGGAUUGAUGGAAGUUGUGUAUGAGUGGGCCAAGGGAAUGCCAUUCGAACAGAUCACCGCACUAACUGAUGUACCAGAAGGGACCGUUGUGCGAGUGAUAACUCGUCUAGACGAGACGUGUCGUGAAGUCCGAGAUGCGGCACGGGUAAUCGGCGAUGCUGAACUCUUCAAGAAGAUGGAAGAAGCCCAAAUCAGAAUUAAAAGAGACAUUGUGUUUGCUGCUAGUUUGUAUUUCUAG